This is a messenger RNA of Ostrinia nubilalis (European corn borer), 4125 nucleotides long. RefSeq names its product coronin-7 (gene pod1). Gene Ontology annotation, biological process: actin filament organization. Bases 165 to 3914 code for a protein of 1249 amino acids. Gene Ontology annotation, molecular function: actin filament binding. The record is from RefSeq and is a predicted model, not a curated record. NCBI's taxonomy places the organism in Eukaryota, Metazoa, Arthropoda, Insecta, Lepidoptera, Crambidae. The transcript has 23 exons.
UCGACGACACUAAUGUCGCUUUGAAAUGGCCGACGUUUAGGGGGAGUGUCUUGCGGAAAUUGGGAUUUUGGAAUAUUAUUUACGCGAUAACAUAAUUUAUCACAGACUAUAUUCUUACAUUCCAAUAACAGAAGACUGAUUAACUUUUUAAACCGUGGAGAAAAAUGGCUUGGCGUUUUAAAGCCUCCAAAUACAAAAAUGCGGCACCAAUCGUGCCUAAACCAGAGACUUGUAUUAGAGAUAUUUGUGUCGGGUCAUAUCAGACUUAUGGGAACAAUAUUUGCGCUUCGGCCGCCUUUAUGGCGUUCAACUGGGAGCAUGUGGGGUCCAGCAUGGCCGUGCUGCCACUUGACGACUGCGGACGGAAAAGCAAGACCAUGCCGCUGCUCCAUGCACACUCCGAUACCAUAACCGACAUGGAGUUCUCUCCAUUCCAUGAUGGGUUACUGCUGACUGGAUCCCAGGAUUCCUUGGUGAAAGUCUGGCACAUCCCCCCAGAAGGGUUGAAAGAGUCUCUCUCAACCCCAGAGUGCACUCUAUCCCAGAAGCAAAGGAGGGUUGAGAACGUUGGCUUCCACCCUGUGGCUGAUGGGCUCAUCCAUGUUGCUUCAGGCCAUGAACUGGCCCUGUGGGACUUGACUAAGCAAAAAGAAGCUUUUGUAAAUAGAGACCACGCAGAAGUCAUCCAGUCUACGUCAUGGAAAAAGGAUGGCAGAUUGCUAGCAACCUCGUGCAAGGACAAGAAAGUGCGCGUGAUCGACCCGCGCGCUGCCAGCCCUAUUCUGGAGGUGGCUAACAGCCACCAGAAUAUCAAGGACAGUAGGGUAGUCUGGCUCGGAGAUCAGGACAGGAUACUUACUACUGGCUUCGACUCGGCCCGUCUUCGCCAGAUCAUGAUUCGCGACAUCCGUAACUUAUCUCAGACCCAGAAAACUUUAGAACUGGACUGCUCCACCGGCAUCCUCAUGCCUCUCUUCGACGCUGAUACCAACAUGCUGUUCUUGGCUGGGAAAGGGGACACCACCAUACUGUAUAUGGAGCUGACUGAUCGGGAGCCGUACCUUAUUGAGGGGCUGAGGCAUUCUGGCGAGCAGACCAAGGGCGCGUGCCUAGUGCCGAAGCGUGCAUUGCGCGUGAUGGAGGGCGAAGUAAAUCGUGUGCUGCAACUCACGGGCUCGUCCGUCGUGCCCAUCAUGUACCAGGUGCCUAGGAAGAGCUACCGCGAAUACCAUGCAGACCUGUACCCUGACACAAGCGGGUGCAUGACGUACCUGAGCGCGCCCAUGUGGCUCGACAACCAGGACUACCCUGUGCCGAACAUCUCGCUGCACCCCAACGCAAACAACUGUACCCAGGUGCACAGAGGUAAUCUAGAAGAAGUGGUGAAAGCAGUCCUAGCGAUGCCUCCUCCAAAGAAGAUUGAUACCAAAAAGGCGACCACGCCAGCGCAAAUCGAUGAACCUUCAAAACCAGUUCAAAAAGCCCAACCGACGCCUGAACCAAAAGACGAAGACCGCAUUGACUUUGUCAACGUAAAAGACCUAAUCAAAGGCAUGGAGCGACAGAAGAAUAAAGAACCAACCACAGACGUGAAAGAAACGAACGGCUUCCACAAGAAAAUCACCGACAAUGGGCACGAUUACGAAAAAAAGACAGAAGAUGUCGAUACUGAAAAGAGUGACGCGAGCGAUUGCACCGAAAAGACGGAGAAGACCGUUGAAAAGACUGAAAAGACCUUCGAAAAGACUGAUAGCUCGGAGUCUACUGAGUCGUCUUUGUCGCGUAGUAAUAGUUUGAUUAACGGCGUUCAAGUGCCGAAGCCGCUGCCUCGUUCUUCGAUAUCUGAAGCAAGUUCUGUAGAAGACCAUUCCGAGGUGCCCAAACCGAAGCCCCGGACCACUGCUGUGCCUAUUUCUGGCUAUAAGCCUCGUCUCGGUCCCAAGCCGUUCUCAGCGACGACUGGCAACGAGGAAUUCUCUUUCGACAAGGUGUUCUCAGUGCCGGCUGUGCCUGGCCUUCCUAAAUCUGACUCAGCAACGUCCCCUCUCUCGGGACCCACGGCCACUACUCCUGUAUCCACUCCACCGGUCGUCAAAGAGCCUGUGGAGGAGAAAGAGAAGUCUCUUUCGCCUACUAGCGACGUAGACGUGGCUCCUAAUAAAGAAGAAUAUACAAACGGAAAAUCAGACACAAGCUUAGAAGAAGAAGUCAACUCUUCCGAUUCGGGGUACCGACCAAAGACACCGAGCACUGCUGAGAGAAGAAAGCUCUUCGAGACUACUGAUGGCAACAACCAAUCCAUAGCAGAUCGUCGCCGCGCGUACGAGAUGCGAUCUGUGAGCGUUGCAGUCGAAUCUGAGACCCCGCCCUCUCCCGCUCCGCUAAGACGCAGAGACUCCUUGAAGUCCCGCAAGAGUCCCGACCGUGAAGACAAGAGAGCAUCAGUCCCCAAUGUUGCCACAAAGAGGACUUCUACUGUGUUCGGCAAAGUGUCAAAGUUCCGUCACUUGAAAGGCACGCCCGCCCACAAGUCACUGCAUGUGGAGAACAUCAAGAACAUCAGCAGACAGGUUUCUGGCGAGUGCAAUGGUUUCUAUGCUAACGGCGUCCAUUGCGCCGUUCCUCUCAGCGGGGGCGGAGGCCGCGUGGGGAUCAUCACCAUGCCCCUGGGGGCCACCCGCCGCGCGCGCGGUGCGCCCCCCCUGCCGGGGGGCAUGGUGCCCCACGCGUUACUGCACCCCGCGCCGCUGCAGGACUGGGCGUGGGACCCGUUUGAUGACGAUCGCCUAAUGGUCGCCUGCGACGACGGACUGGUGCGCGAGUGGAUAAUAGAGGAAGGCGGUUUACUAGAAUCAUCCAACGAACCGGAGCGCACGUUCGCCGCUCACCCGGACAAGAUCUACCUGAUCCGUUUCCACCCGACGGCUUCCAACCUGUUGACCACCGCUGCUCAUGACCUGACCAUCAAGAUUUGGGACCUGACCCCUGAGGUUCCAGUAGCGGCCAUCACCUUGACUGGACAUGGCGAUCAGAUAUUCUCUAUUGAUUGGUCGCCGUGCGGGGAAUACUUGGCUACUGUGUGCAGGGAUGGAUUGAUCAGAAUAUACAAGCCGCGCGCAUCGACGGAGCCUCUCCGCAGCGGGCCGGGUCCCGCGGGCAGCCGCGGCGCGCGCGUCGUGUGGGCUCUCAACGCCACGCACCUCGUCGUCACCGGGUUUGAUAAGGUGUCAGAGCGCCAGAUAUAUCUGUACAAGGCGUCAGACUUGUCAGCCCCGAUCUGCACGGUGGGACUUGACGUGUCGCCUGCGAUCCUCCAGAUACACAUUGACCACGAUUCAGGCACUCUCUUCUUGACUGGACGGGGUGACUCCACAAUCUACUGCUACGAAGUGACGUGUGAGCCCCCAUACGUAUGCGCGUUGUCGCAUCACCGCGCCAUGACUUUACAUCAAGGUAUCGCGUUCCUGCAGAAGAAUAUAUGCGCUGUCGAAAAGGUUGAGUUCGCGAAAGCGUUGCGGCUUACAAAUGGUACUAUUGAACCAUUAUCAUUCACGGUGCCUAGAAUAAAGAGCGAGCUGUUCCAAGACGAUCUGUUCCCACCGACGCUGGUGACGUGGGAGCCGUGGCAGAGCGGCGCGGACUGGCUGGCCGGCCGCCUCGUGUCGCCGCGCACCGUCAGCCUGCAGCCGCCCGGCAUGGAGCCUCUGUCCGCGCAUACCACUGUAUCACCGGUGGCCCGCGAACCACGUGAGGCGCAGAAACCGAAGCCCGACCUCAUCCGCUCACACACGCCGCUCGACGCCAAGCAGAAGCAAGAAAACAUAAUGAAGUCCAUGAGCGCCAAAAUGGCGGUGGAUUUGAAAUUGGAACAAGACAGCAUGGAGGGCGUGGACGAAACGGAAUGGGAGCAGUGAGGCCGGCGCGUGCAAUUCCACUAGUUGUAUCCUAAUCGAUUGUAUACCGAUUACCUUAGAUUCGAUGUAUCGACUAACCAUUGUCUCAUUCGAUGAUCAAGUUAACAGAUCAGAUUUGAAAUUGAUUGCAGAAAGUUGAAUAGAAAGUUCAGAAAAGUAAUGAUUCGCAUGUUCGAUUAGAUAUUAUAAUUUGGAAGGCUUUUAGAAUACA